AAUGUAAAUUUUAAUAUGUACUGAGUAAUAAUAUUAUCAAAUUAAAAGUCAUUUGUUUUUGUUGACAUAUUUUUAAAAGUGAUUUAAAAUGAGUGAAGUAUUAACAUUAGAAGUUAUAGAAAAUGACGAAUUCUUUAAACAAUUCUUGAAUGGUGAUUUAAAGAAUACAGAGAUUGAUAAAGUAUUGUCAGUAGUUCAACAAUUAAAUAAAUUGGGCCAAGCUAUCGAGGUUUUACGUUCUGAAUUACAAAACCAAGUACUUGCAAAUUAUGAAGAUUUGUUAUCUCAAGCAACAUGGGUUGAAAAGUUGGAAGAUGUACUUUCAAUAAUGCAAACUCAUGUACAAAAUUUGUUACUAGCCGUAGAACGUUUACGUGGGAAAAUAGUGGAACCAUUUAAUAGAAUUGAAACUCAAGCUGUAGUAUUAUCACGUCUUCAUGAAACAUCUGAUCUUCUGCGAAGAGUAGCAAGAAUGCAACAUUUAUCUAAACGAUUAGGUUCACAAAUGACUAAUGUUAUUCAAGGCCCAGAUAUAAUAAAAGUAGCUAACAAUUUACACGAACUUGAACAAUUAAUGUCGGAUACAGAUUUAAAUGGCCUAGAUAUAAUUGCUGAUGAUCAACAAGCUGUUAAAGCUCAUAGAGCAGUUGUAAAAAGAGUUGCUACUCAUACAUUAACUCAAGGUUUACAAGCAAUGGAUAGAGUUAAGGUCAGUACAGCUAUACAAGUAUUUCAAAACUUAGGAAUUGUAAAUGAAGCAAUAGAAAUAACUAUUGCAAAUAAUUUAGCUAAUAUCAAGAAAAAUACGAUUGAAUCUUUCGAUGUUCUUUUAUCUAAAAGUCAAGAUAUUAUGAAAAAAGUAGCACCAGGUCGUGCUUCAACACCUACACCAGGAACAUCAGGAAAUUUACGUACCCGUAUUUGGGAAAAUCUUGAAAGACUUUUUCAAGAUGCUUUGUAUUCGCAGUGUAUACAAAUUGAAUUAUUGCAAAAAACAUUAUUGGAAAAUCAUGCAAAAGAAUAUAAUGAUUUAUCUGAAACAUUUUGGACGAAAGUUAAUCAACUAUUGAGCGAAGUACUUAUUUCACGUUCACAAGGAUCAUCGCUUGUAAAACAAGCCUUGGAAGGAGAAUAUCCAAAAUUUUUGCGAUUAUUUUUAGAUUUGAGUAAACGUUUGAAGGAUAGAUCGCAAAGUUUUGGUACCUAUAACAUUAACCGUAAUGUUUUGUCAUCGUUUGAAAAUGCAUAUCUUUCUCGUUCUGUAUCUCGUCUUUUGGAUCCUGUACAUACUAUGUUCUGUGGAACUAAUUUACCAAGCCAAGAUGAAAUUGAUACUUUAAUUCGUACUGUAACAAAUGAACUCAGUGUUUCACUUGUGGAUGAUGGUUUAUCCAUUGUGGUUGCACGUAAUGUAAGCAAAUCUAUACGUUUGUUUUGCUUAAAAUGUGAACAGGGAUUGGUAACAGGUGGAGAAGCAAGCCAAGUUAUAGAUUCACCUACAGCUGGACAACAGACCAAUGUCACUUUAGCAAAUUUAUUACAUUAUCUUUCUAGUCAAAUAAAUCGUGUAAUUGCCAACUUAUCAUCUGGUUUACCAGUUGAAGGAUCAACAAUUAUUUCAUCAGCAAUUAAAGAAUCAGAUGUAUUAACAAAAAGUAUACUGUCACCAUUGUUAGCUUCUAUCAGUGAUGCAAUUGAAAGUAUUAUUUUAACUAUGCACGAUGAUCCUGAUUUUCGAGACACUAGCAGUCCUCUCGGAAAAGAUGUUUCUUGUUCAUUAUACAUGCGUGAAUUACAAGGUUUUAUUUUAAGAUCUGUAAAUACAUUCCUUAUUCCUUAUAAAAAUCAAGCAGUGGUUACUGAAUGUUGUAAGAGUGUAGCUUCAAGAUGCAUUGAAUUAUUUAUGAGACAUGCUUGUUUACUGAGGCCAUUAACAGAUUUUGGAAGAAAAAAAUUAAUUAUGGAUUUCACUCAGAUGGAGCUUGCUGUAUCACCGUUAUGUGGUGGAGGACAGUUAAGUUUGUUAGAACAACAACAGUAUAGAAGAUUAAGAGCUUUAAAAGCAUUACUAUUACAAAAACCAGAAGAUAUGGUACAAAAAGUUUUAGAAGAUCCAUCGGAGAAUAGUGUACCACCAUCACUUCUUCUUUUACAUUUAUUUUCUGGUGCACCACCUGAAUUAUUAUCUCCACAUCAAAGUGCAGGUUGGUCUAUUGGAAGAUUAUCUCAAUGGAUCGAUAGUCAUCCAGAAGAAAAAGAUAGAAUUGCUCUUAGUAAGGGAUCAUUGGAACGAUAUCAGUUAACGAUACAACAAAAUAAUAUUCCAUCUUUCCAUCCUUUGUAUCCAUUGAUGACAAAAUUAGCUAACUUAUACGAUCAUAAUAAUUAAAAUGAAUUAUUUAUUAUAGUGAUACGUAAAUGUUAAUUAACAAUAGAAUUUUAUAA
Molecule: messenger RNA, 2445 nt
Organism: Polistes dominula (European paper wasp)
Lineage: Eukaryota; Metazoa; Arthropoda; Insecta; Hymenoptera; Vespidae
Gene: fws
Product: Conserved oligomeric Golgi complex subunit 5 four way stop
Biological process (GO): intra-Golgi vesicle-mediated transport
Cellular component (GO): COG complex
Source: RefSeq, a predicted model, not a curated record